Messenger RNA from Penicillium expansum, 1488 nucleotides. Its product is annotated as cytochrome P450. Lineage: Eukaryota; Fungi; Ascomycota; Eurotiomycetes; Eurotiales; Aspergillaceae. Bases 1 to 1488 code for a protein of 495 amino acids. The record is from RefSeq and is a predicted model, not a curated record. Gene Ontology annotation, molecular function: monooxygenase activity; oxidoreductase activity, acting on paired donors, with incorporation or reduction of molecular oxygen; heme binding. The transcript is spliced from 3 exons.
AUGAUCCAGGAAACGGUAGCAUUUUUAAAGGACCACUGGGUCUUGGUGCUUCUCUCGACUGUUACCACGCACCUUGUCUACAAUUACGCCAGGAAGGGGCUUUGGAGAAUACCAGGCCCAUGGUUUAGAGGAAUUUCUUCCCUUCCCCGUAUCCUCUCGGUUUAUAACAACAAGUCCCACGAUGAAGACAUUCAGCUGCAUCAAAAAUACGGCAAUAUCGUACGCCUAGCCCCAAAUCUACUCUCUAUCGCCGAUCCCGUCGAGAUCAACCAAAUAUACGGCAUUGGGACCAAGUUUUAUAAAUCUGGGUUCUAUAACCUCUCUUCAGCAUACGAUGAUGAGGGCUUGGUUCCGGACACGUUUGUCCUGACUGACAAAACUCUACACACGAGAAUGAAAAGGAACGCAUCUAAUGCGUACUCGACAAACGGAUUAGUGCAGAUGGAGUCAUGGAUCGACCCAGUGACCGAGCGACUGCUAGGGAAAUUGCAUCGCCAAGCAGGGGAGCCCAUCGAGAUCUCAAGCAUAUUAAAAGACUAUGCCAUGGAUGCCGUCUUUGCGGUCACGUUUGGGAGAGACUUCAACUACAUUGAAAACGGCGAUGUCCUGAAGAUGUACGGCAUUUUGGAAACUGUCGCAGACUACAUGGCAAUCUUUGGACAAAUCCCCUGGAUCCAUAAAUUUCUUCUGGGUCGGCCAUUUAUAGCCUCGCUCAUGUUUGGUAGUGGCGGCGGCGAUAAGGAAAUGAUGCAGCUCGCUGUGUCCCAGGUCGAGUCCGCUAAGCAGAAUCCAUCCGAGGGCGGCCCUUUGACCUUUCUUCAGCGAUUGCUCCUAAAUCAGGCCAAGGAUCCAUCAUCUAUCAACGAUCGAGAGAUCAUGACCCAUGCAUUUGGAAACAUUUCCGCUGGGAGCGAUACUACUGCCAUUGCGUUACGUUCCAUCCUGUAUCAUAUCUUAAAGGACCGCCGGGUUUAUGAUAAACUCUACGACGAAUUUCGUGCUCUGGAGGCUCCCGUUCAAUUUGCCGACGCUAACAAGUUGCCGUAUUUUGCCGCUGUCAUUCAAGAGGCGCUCCGGUUACAUCCUUCAGUCGGCAUGAUGCUUGCCCGCAUAGUCCCCGCUGGAGGUGCAGAUUUGUGCGGGUUCCAUCUCGCCGAAGGCACGGAAGUUGGCAUCAACCCGUGGGUGUUGCAUCGCAACCCGGAAGUGUUUCCUAACCCUGACAGCUUUCGCCCUGAACGGUGGCUGCCAUCGGAGACGGAUGAGAUCCAGCGUACGCUUAUGAACAGGUCGUUUUUCGCCUUUGGUCAUGGCGCACACACCUGCAGCGGGCGUUGGAUUAGCUUGAUGGAGAUGAAAAAGGUGAUUCCGUCUUUAAUGCUGAGAUUUGAGAUGACGUUGGUAAGUGAGGAGAAUUAUGGGUUUAAGAAUCGUUGGUUCACGCCGCAGCAUGGUCUACAUGUACAGUUUAUUGAAAGGACGCGAUAG